CUUAUGCAUGUGAAAUGUGGUAUGAUGGUUGAUGCACGUAAGCUGUUUGAUGAAAUGCCGGAGAAGAAUUUGGUUUCAUGGAACACCAUUAUUGCCGGCUUAGUGGAAUCAGGGAAUUAUGAAGAAGCAUUUCGGUUGUUUCUAAUUAUGUGGGAGGAGUAUUCUGAUGGUGGAUCUCGCAGGUUUGCAACGAUGAUUCGGGCAUCUGCUGGACUAGGGUUCAUAGCUGUGGGAAGACAGUUGCACUCGUGUGCAAUGAAGAUGGGUGUAGGUGAUGAUAUUUUUGUGUCUUGUGGAUUGAUUGAUAUGUAUAGCAAGUGUGGAAGCAUUGAAGAUGCUCAAUGUGUUUUUGAUCUGAUGCCGGAGAAGACUACAGUAGGAUGGAAUUCUAUUAUAGCAGGCUAUGCUCUCCAUGGUUACAGUGAGGAAGCUCUGAGUAUGUAUCAAGAGAUGCGUGACUCUGGUGUUAAUAUGGACCAUUUCACGUUUUCAAUCAUUAUAAGAAUUUGCACGAGAUUAGCUUCACUUGAACAUGCUAAGCAAGCUCAUGCAGCUCUGAUUCGUCAUGGUUUUGGGUCAGAUAUAGUUGCAAACACGGCACUAAUGGAUUUCUACAGUAAAUGGGGAAGAGUAGAAGAUGCUCGGCGUAUUUUUGACAAGAUGCCCCGCAAGAACAUCAUAUCUUGGAAUGCAUUAAUUGCUGGAUAUGCUAAUCACGGACAGGGAACUGAUGCUGUUGAAAUGUUUGAGCAAAUGCUUCGUGAGAAAAUGACUCCAAACCAUGUAACUUUUCUUGCUGUUUUAUCAGCUUGUAGCUCUUCAGGAUUAUCUGAACUAGGCUGGGAAAUUUUUCAGUCAAUGAAUAGAGACCAUAAAAUCAAGCCCCGGGCGAUGCAUUAUGCAUGUAUGAUUGAAUUAUUAGGUAGAGAAGGGCUUUUGGAUGAAGCUUUUGCAGUGAUCCGGAGUUCACCUUUCAAGCCUACCACAAAUAUGUGGGCAGCAUUGCUAACUGCUUGUCGGGUCCACGGGAACUUAGAACUUGGGAAAUUCGCUGCUGAAAAGCUCUACGGAAUGGAACCCGAAAAGCUUAGUAACUAUGUUUUGCUUUUGAAUAUAUACAACAGGUCUGGCAAGUUAAAAGAAGCGGCUGCUGUUAUGCAGACUCUAAAGAGAAAAGGUUUGAGAAUGCUUCCUGCUUGCAGUUGGAUUGAAGUUAAGAAACAGCCGCAUGUUUUUCUUUCUGGAGAUAAGUCUCACGUCCAAACAGUCGAGAUUUACAAGAAAGUAGACGACUUAAUACUUGAAAUUUCGGAGUAUGGUUAUGUUCCUGAGGCGAAAACCUUGCUUCCUGAUGUAGAUGAACAGGAAGAGCGUAUAUUGUUAUACCACAGUGAGAAACUUGCAAUAGCAUUCGGGCUCAUCAACACCUCUGGUUGGACACCUUUGCAAAUUGUACAGGAGCCAUCGCAUUUAAACGUCUUAACCUACUCAUCAUAA
This is a messenger RNA of Carica papaya (papaya), 1497 nucleotides long. The record is from RefSeq and is a predicted model, not a curated record. Lineage: Eukaryota; Viridiplantae; Streptophyta; Magnoliopsida; Brassicales; Caricaceae.